AUGAGGACCGAAUUUAACUGGCAUUUAACAGCAUGGAAGAGUCUAGGACGACCUUCUCCGGGAGACAUUAUAUGGGAGACGGAGCUGCUUAACCAUUCUGAGCUUGUCAUGCGGAAAAGGGCAUAUCAGAAUUCGACACUCUACGCAACAUUUCCUAGAGACCCUUGUGACAGUUAUGUCCACUGUGGUGGCAACGGCAACUCUGUUCUUAAUUCAUCACUAAUUUGUCAAUGUUUGAAGAGGUUCGUUCCUGGGUCGCUGGAGAAUUGGAACUUGAAAGAUUUUUUGAAAGGUUGCGUGAGGAGAAAGCCGUUUAGCUGCAGGAAUGAUGGAUUUGCUAAGUAUCUGCAGUUGAAAUUGCUGGAUACUACACACAAUUGGAUAAAUAAAAGCAAGAACCUCGUUGAAUGCAUGGCCAAAUGCUUAUCGAAUUGUUCAUGUUCUGCUUAUACAGACAUAGAUGUUAGAGGAAGAGGCAGCAGUUCCGCUAUCUGGUUUGAAUAA
Pyrus x bretschneideri (Chinese white pear) is the source of this 504-nucleotide messenger RNA. RefSeq names its product S-locus-specific glycoprotein S13-like. Bases 1 to 504 code for a protein of 167 amino acids. The record is from RefSeq and is a predicted model, not a curated record. NCBI's taxonomy places the organism in Eukaryota, Viridiplantae, Streptophyta, Magnoliopsida, Rosales, Rosaceae. The transcript is spliced from 2 exons. Gene Ontology annotation, biological process: recognition of pollen.